UCCGAAAUUUCUCAUAAAUAAUUAGGCAUUUCCUGCAAUUUUUUUGGUUGGAUUACACUUUCAUUGUGAUUAAAUCGAAGAUUGCAAAUCUGUUUGAUUCAAAAGUGACAUAAUUUUGUGUUAUUUGAAUUUCUGGCCAUUUAUUUGCCGUAGAAAUUACUGGCAUUCGAUGUACCUGAAGAAACCGUUUUGGAGCGAGGCCGUGAAGGCGGAGGCGGAGGCGGAGCAGCAGUCGCCGGUUGUAGAGCUGGUGAAAUCUCUCGACAAGCAGCGGCUGUAUCGCGAAAUCACCCUCGCCCUCCGCACCGGCUUACGCGAGGCGAGAUCUGAGUUCUCCUUCCUCCGAAUCCGCGGUCUCCGCAGCAUUCUCAAGUUCCUCCGAUCCGUUGCUCACUCCGAUGACACCAUCAAUCUCUUUUGCCACUCUCAAUCCGUUUCCGCACUCCAAGUGGUGCCGGUUCUGUUCCAACACAGCCUUAAAGAGGUUGAGGACCAGUCGGUAGCUAAUUUGAAUCAUAUCUUCUCCGUGGAACCCAUGAAGAUAAGUAGCCCGGCUACGGAUGCUGAAGUGGCUAUUGCACUACGAGUUCUUGAAGGUUGCUGCCUUCUUCAUCGUGAGAGCACAAUCUUGGCUCAUAAACACAAGGCAAUCGCUGUCCUGAUGAAUAUCUUGUCAACUCGUGGAGUACUCGAGCAAGGUGCAUGCCUUGACGCCUUGGUUGCAAUCAUGGUGGAUUCAUCUUCUAAUCAAAUGGAUUUUGAAGAAUGCAAUGGCAUAGAGGAAGUUGCCCUUCUUAUAAAAGAUACACAAGUAGAGGAAAAUCUAAGGUUGAAAUGCGGUGAAUUUCUGUUGCUACUUAUCGGGCAUGUCAACGGUAGGGACACACCCCCGAUGAUGACCAUUCACGACGAAAUAAGGCAAUACCUAGGCGAAAAAUCCGCCUCUUUAAUAUGGGCACUGACUCAGCUCGGAACAACUCCGGACCUGGAGCAAAGACUUACAGCAUUGCAGCAUCAAGCCCGAAGGGUACUCGAAUCAAUCGAUCUUCAUUGAUCACAAAAUUCAAACAAUUGGACAUCUUUUUUUACAUUAUACUUAGUAGUUUGUACCAUAUGAUUUACAUUAAAAUGAUGUAAUAUCAUCUGAAACCACUACAUCUACAUCAGUCUACAUGGAAAAGAAAAAUAUUCCAUUUGAUUUAUGGUAGUAGUUUAUAUAUGGUUAAUUGAUCCA
Salvia hispanica is the source of this 1234-nucleotide messenger RNA. RefSeq lists its product as uncharacterized. Lineage: Eukaryota; Viridiplantae; Streptophyta; Magnoliopsida; Lamiales; Lamiaceae. The record is from RefSeq and is a predicted model, not a curated record.